Messenger RNA from Rotaria socialis, 1593 nucleotides. The record is from the annotation of a GenBank genome assembly. NCBI's taxonomy places the organism in Eukaryota, Metazoa, Rotifera, Eurotatoria, Philodinida, Philodinidae.
AUGGCAGAAGAAGCAAUAGUUGAUGUUAUUGUCGUAGGUGCUGGAAUAUCAGGCCUUUAUGCAGCUUAUCGACUGCAACAAAAAGCACCAGAACUUAAAAUACUUGUACUUGAAGCAAAAGAUCGAGUUGGUGGUCGAACAUUAACAGCUGAUCUUAAAACAUCUCGCGAUGGAAAUGAAACAGAUCGUUUUGAUCUUGGUGGUCAAUGGGUGACUGAUACACAAGAAAAUAUCACAGCAUUACUCAAUGAAUUAGAAUUAGAAACAUAUCCGCAAUAUCAUACAGGCAAAAGUAUAGCAGAAUUAUGUCGUCAUAUAAAACAAUAUGCAUUACCAAUACCAUUUAUUUCUUUACUUUCAUUUCUUGAAAGUAUUUAUAAUGUUUUUCGACUUGAAAAUUUAGUAUCAACUGUUCCAACAUGGAAUCCUAUGAUGACAAGAAAUGCUGAUUAUCUUGAUCAGCAUACACUUGCAGAUUUAAUGAAACCAUGUAUACGUAAUAGUGCAAAACCAUUAUUUGCUGCUGCUGUACGAACUAUAUUCGGCUGUGAACCUGAACAAUUAAAUGCUCUUUUUGCUUUAACAUAUGCUCAAGCUAGCGGGGGAUUUAUGAGAUUAACAUUAACCGAUCCUGGUUGUGCACAAGAAAAGAAAAUUAAAGGUGGAUCACAACAAAUCUCUCAAAUACUUGUUGAACGUAUCGGUACCGAGCAUGUUCGACUCGAAACACCCGUACAAAAAAUAGUACAAAAAGAAGAUGGUACCAUUUUGGUUACUACUACCCAAAAUCAAGCAACAAUUCAGUGUCGCAAAGUUAUUUUAGCUAUUCCACCUUCGCAAAUCAUUCCAAUACAGUUUGAACCAAUGUUACCAGGAUAUAAACGUGAACUGUUUAAACAUAUGCCAAUUGGUAGUUAUCUCAAAUUUAUUUUUAUUUUUGAUAAAGCAUUCUGGCGAGAAGAUGGUCUUAGUGGAGAAGUAGUUAGUGAUGGAAGUUUUACUUCCCUUGGACUUUCUAUUGGACCUUUGACUUAUUUGAUUGAUGGCACAAGUUCAAAUGGUACACCUGCUUUAAUAGGCUUUAUCGGUGGUCGAUGUGCUUCUGUUUGGACAAGUGUAACAUUUGAAGAACGACGUAAAGCUUUAACUGAAUGCCUUUCUCGAUAUUUUGGUGGUCAUAAAAUAACCAGUCAUUUAAUUGAAUAUGUUGAAAAGGAUUGGAAUUUAGAACCAUAUUCCGGUGGAUGUCCAUGUCAUAAUGUAACAACAGGAUCAAUGAAGGAUUUUGUUGAUGGUCUAAGAAAACCAUUUACAAAUAUUCAUUUUGCUAGUACGGAGACAGCUAGCCAAUGGAUGGGUUAUAUGGAUGGAGCAGUUGACGCUGGACGACGUGCAGCAUCAGAAAUUUUAGUAUCAUUUCGUGACAAUAACCAAUCAAAAGAUUAUGAGAUUGAUUCAUAUACUUAUGAAAGUCAAAAUCGCAAAUAUCAAAAUGUUCGAGUACCACGAUCAAAAUUCUAUUAUGCAAUUCCGAUAAUUAUUGUUUCUAUCGUUGCUUUAUCGAAAGUGCUCUUUCCUAGAGUAUUUGAAUGA